This is a messenger RNA of Capronia coronata CBS 617.96, 2190 nucleotides long. RefSeq lists its product as uncharacterized. Gene Ontology annotation, biological process: RNA polymerase III preinitiation complex assembly. NCBI's taxonomy places the organism in Eukaryota, Fungi, Ascomycota, Eurotiomycetes, Chaetothyriales, Herpotrichiellaceae. The coding region runs from base 1 to 2190 and encodes 729 amino acids. Gene Ontology annotation, cellular component: transcription factor TFIIIB complex. Gene Ontology annotation, molecular function: TFIIIC-class transcription factor complex binding. The transcript has a single exon. The record is from RefSeq and is a predicted model, not a curated record.
AUGUCUACAUUCAGUUCCGUCGUCCGUAAGCCCGGACAAAAGAUCACACCCAAGACCGCCCCGAGACGCAAUGUGCAAAGACAUCCCGCACGACCCGCUGCUCCCCCGUCAUUGACACCUGAAAGCCAGAGUGCAACGGAUAUCCAGGACGUCGUCGAGGAAAGGACUGUGACCGAAGCCCGAACAGUGACCGAAAACCGGACUGUGGACGAAAGCCUGACUGUGACUGAAAGCGAACGGGGCCACGCAGACCGGACUGUGACACCUGAUGAUGGUCAAGUUGUCAAGCGCCCUAAGGAACAGCAUGGAACUGAGGCACAUUUGGCCACAAGUGACACUCAGGUACCAGCUCAGGCGCAGCCGAUUCUCGAGUCGACUGAGAUUCCCCCGAGCUCAGCGCCCGUCGAGACAUCUGUGCCGCUCUCUGUUCCCCUGGAGACUGUCGCUAGAUCUUCCCCAGAAGCAUCGCCAAGUAUAACCGCUCCCACACCAGUUGAUGCGGUUGAAGUGAUUGUGCCCAGCAGCGCGGGCCCCGAUGCCACCAUCAUUCACCCCGUUCACCUUACAACAAGUCCUGUCAGGACCCUCUCCAUCCCUGUUAUUACCACCUCUGGGGCAUCCACCGCGCCUAGAAGAUGCCGCACGAAUGAAUUAACUCCAGCACCAUCCGAAGUUUCGAACCACGCGAUCGACACAGGAGAAGAGAGUCCUGAACAAUCCCCAGGACGUUCGAACAAGAGGCAGAAGAUUACACACCCAACUGAAACAAACAAUGAAACAGAGUCUAGAGUUACACCGCCAUUGACCGAGAACACGCCGCUUAUACUCAGGAGUAGUCCGCGACACAGACGAAGCGAAUCAAGAACAUCCGAGGCAUUGUUGCAAGAUGCGACCAGUCAGGCUGCCGCUGUAUCGGAACUUGCACAUUCCAUCGAAAACAGCGCGAGAUCCCUAAGGCCACGCUCAACUCGCGCUGCGGUAUCGACGACGGAAACGGAGUCUCCGGAUGAAGACGUAAGCGAGGCAGAGAUAUACGAACCAACGAGGCGAAAAGGGACUCGGAGAAAACAGCAACGAGCACAAGCGAUCGAAGACAUUGCUCGUCAAGUGGUCGAGAAUGCUGUAGGUGGGAGUGGACGUGGCAGGCAACGUCGUCUGUCACGACUUCCGACGCCUGAGGAUGCCGAAGAACGCAGUAUUGAUCCCGAAGAAAUUUCCAUGGGUGAUCUCGUGAGGGACAACAAACUGGGGAAAAAGUCCGAAACCGAAAAGAAAAUGCAACAGAACUGGGAAGAUAUCAAGCGACGAAGGCAAGAGGAGGUUGAACGACGAAGAGAAGCCGCUGCACAGAGAAAGCAUGGAAGACAAAUCUUGACCUCGAAUCAGGACGCCCCUGUUGAAGAGAGUCAGGUACAUGUCCCUCAGCAAAUCAUCGUCAACGGGCAGAUUGUCGUCGCAGCCGAGUCUCGAGAAGUUGCAUUCGGUGCCGGUGUGGAGCAGGCCGUGAUCAAAGAUGCAGAUGUUGCACUUGAAGAUGACCGUAUUUACAAAUACGUUCACCAAGGGACCUUGGGGAAACACGCCGGUCGACGGCGUGGGACGCGGUGGGACGAUGAGCAGACAGAACUGUUCUACAAGGGCUUACGAAUGUUUGGAACCGAUUUCAGCAUGAUAGCCAAUCUCUUCCCGUCCCUAGAUCGUAAACAGAUCAAACUAAAGUUCCUCAUCGAGGAACGAGCACAUCCGGUUCGGGUGAAACGAUCAGUGGCAGCAAAAGAGCCGGUGGAUAUCGACGAAUACUCAAUGCUGACGAACCAGCAAUUUGAGGAUCCGGCUGCCCUGCAAGCAGAGCUGGACGCUGAAGAGAAGAGACUACGGGAGGAGGAUGAACGCCGGCGUGCGAACGAGGGAUACGUCGUUGAUAGUGCCGACAUUGCGUUGCCAUCGACAGAAAGGGAUCGUGAUCACAUUGAUGGUGCUGAGAGCAAUGAUACGGGGGCCACAGGUCGUCAAGAACAUAUCGCACAUCUUGCCCGGGGAGCUGUGGCGACAGUUACCGCACCGGCGAGAAAGCAAGGCCAAUUGCGCAAGAAGGAGCCCCUCGGACGGGGAAGACAAGGAAAGAAAGGAAGAAUACCUAUGGAAGGUGUUGAGGAGAGGAUCGGCCCUAUCGAAGAGGUCUAUCAAUAA